Molecule: messenger RNA, 1929 nt
Organism: Neogale vison (American mink)
Lineage: Eukaryota; Metazoa; Chordata; Mammalia; Carnivora; Mustelidae
Product: cytochrome P450 2S1
Exons: 9
Coding region: 256-1743 (495 amino acids)
Biological process (GO): xenobiotic metabolic process
Cellular component (GO): intracellular membrane-bounded organelle; cytoplasm
Molecular function (GO): iron ion binding; oxidoreductase activity, acting on paired donors, with incorporation or reduction of molecular oxygen, reduced flavin or flavoprotein as one donor, and incorporation of one atom of oxygen; heme binding
Source: RefSeq, a predicted model, not a curated record
CGCUGUCUCCGCCCCCCCAAACCUGGCUGACCUGGUAGACAGCCUCGCAAGAGCCGGCAGCCGGCAGCCGCGGUGGUCUGGAAGAAAGAAAUCCGGCGGCGGGGGAGAGAAUCCCGCCUGUCUUUAGCAGGCGAGGCUCAGUGCCCCGCCCCCCUCAGCCAGAUUUCGCCCCGAAGGAGCCGCCAGGCUCCCGCCCCCGACCCGCCCCGCCGCGUGGAGCGUCUGGGAACCGGCCGAAGAAGCCGACCUGCCGCGAUGGAGACGCCCGGCACCUGGGCGCUGCUGCUGGUGCUGGUGCUGCUGGUGCUGGUGCUGCGGACGCUGGCGCUUCCCCGAACCCGAGGCCACCUGCCCCCCGGGCCCACGCCACUGCCGCUGCUGGGGAACCUCCUGCAGCUCCGGCCCGGGGCGCUGUACCCGGGGCUCUUGCGGCUGAGUAAGAAGUAUGGACCCGUGUUCACUGUGUACCUGGGACCCUGGCGGCGUGUGGUGGUCCUGGUGGGGCACGAGGCCGUGCAGGAGGCCCUGGAAGGUCAGGCUGAGGCAUUCAGUGGGCGGGGCAUGUUGGCGACACUGGACGGGACCUUUGACGGCCACGGGGUUUUCUUUUCCAAUGGGGAGCGGUGGCGGCAGCUGCGGAGAUGUACCAUGCUGGCCCUGCGGGACCUGGGCAUGGGGAAGAGAGAAGGCGAGGAGCUGAUCCAGGCGGAGGCCCAGUGUCUGGUGGAGGCAUUCCAGGGCAUGGAAGGACGGCCAUUUGACCCCUCCCUACUGCUGGCUCAGGCCACUUCCAACAUCAUCUGCUCCCUCACCUUCGGCCUCCGCUUCCCCUACGAGGACAAGGACUUCCAGGCCCUGGUCCGGGCAGCUGGUAGCACCGUGCUGGGGGUCAGCUCCCGGUGGGGCCAGACCUAUGAGAUGUUCUCCCGGCUCCUGAAGCGCCUGCCGGGCCCCCACACACAGCUCCUGGGCCACCUGAGUGUCCUGGCCACCUUCGCCGUCCAGCAGGUGCAGCGACACAAGGAAAGCCUGGACAGCUCAGCCCCACCGUGUGAUGUGGUGGAUGCAUUCCUGCUAAAGAUGGCAAAGGAGCAGCAUGACUCAAGCACAGAACUGACUGACAAGAACUUGCUGAUGACAGUCAUUUAUCUGCUGUUCGCCGGGACGGUCACGGUCAGCACCACGGUCCGCUAUACCCUCUUGCUUCUGCUGAAGUACCCUCGGGUCCAAGAGCGUGUGCGGGAGGAGCUGAUCCGGGAGCUGGGAGCCAGCCGCGCACCAGGCCUCCAGGACCGAGCCCGCCUCCCCUAUACUGAUGCUGUUUUGCACGAGGCGCAGCGGCUGCUGGCUCUGGUGCCCAUGGGAGUGCCCCGUGCCCUCACAAGGACCACCUGCUUCCAAGGGUACACCCUGCCCCAGGGCACUGAGGUCUUCCCCCUCCUUGGCUCUGUCCUGUGUGAUCCUGAGGUCUUUGAACAGCCAGAGGAAUUCAACCCAGACCGAUUCCUCGAUGCGGAUGGACGGUUCCAGAAGCAGGAGGCAUUCUUGCCCUUCUCCUUGGGUAAGCGUGUCUGCCUCGGGGAGGGCCUGGCACGGGCGGAGCUCUUCCUCCUUUUCACCACCCUCCUGCAGUCCUUCUCCCUGGACAGCCCAUGCCCACCGGGGGCCCUGAGCCUCCAGCCAGCUGUCAGCGGCCUUUUCAACAUCCCCCCAGCCUUCCAGCUGCAAGUCCGGCCCCACUAACCUCCCCGCAUUGUAUGGACCAGAUGAAGGAGGGAGAGAGCUGUGGGAAGUGGGGGCCUCCUCAUGCUGGUGGGCGUGAACAUGGUUGUUGUCUCCAGAGCCGCAAGUCUACACCCCAGGCAGACACACACACACACCUAUAGGUGUCCUAGAGUCUGCCAUGCGGGUACUCAGCCUACGCGUCCU